Nematostella vectensis (starlet sea anemone) is the source of this 1625-nucleotide messenger RNA. RefSeq names its product diencephalon/mesencephalon homeobox protein 1. Bases 260 to 1135 code for a protein of 291 amino acids. Gene Ontology annotation, molecular function: DNA-binding transcription factor activity, RNA polymerase II-specific; RNA polymerase II transcription regulatory region sequence-specific DNA binding. The transcript has 3 exons. The record is from RefSeq and is a predicted model, not a curated record. Gene Ontology annotation, biological process: regulation of transcription by RNA polymerase II. Lineage: Eukaryota; Metazoa; Cnidaria; Anthozoa; Actiniaria; Edwardsiidae.
UAACCGUGUCAAGGGAAUCGUGUAGAACAUGGCAUAGCAUAUAACACGAGGUAUGAGACAAGGCCAACACAUGACGAGUGAGAGGUCCUCUUGCUUUGCACCCCGUCCCAUGCCCGGACACCGCUGAGCCAUCCAGCCGGGAUAAUCCAACCGAUGAUAAUCUCAUGAUCAGGCAGAAUUAGCACAACAAGUCUCAGUUCACCGUGUCAAAGACAAGAGUAUCGAUAAAACGGCUAAACACGUCCCUGAGUAUAAACUUAUGAAUGGGAAAAGCACAUGUGACACACUCGACGCAAACAAUACCCAGAAUUGUGCAAAUCAGGAACGUGUCGCAUUCUUGGGCAGUGAAUCGCUAGUGAUUAGAAACGGUAAAAUGGAUCGCCCGGAGCAUCCAUUUUCCAUCGCAAGACUUCUACAAGACGAUUCAGCACCGCUUUGGUCGCCACGGACAACACCAUCGCUCUUUGGGAGCGAAAAAAAUGCCUUCUACGUCCCGGCGUCGCAUCAUACCCAAAGAGGUUUUACACUGCCAUACGCCAAUCCUCCAUCUGCGCCCGCAUUCCCACACACAGCAGUGACAAGACGUAGGCGCGUGCGCACCUCGUUCGCGGAUUGGCAGUUGUGUGCGCUGGAAAGCGCAUUUGCUCAGACGCACUACCCACCAAUCUACGAACGUGACCAACUCGCGGGCUACACAGGCCUCCCAGAGGAGCGCAUUCAGAUCUGGUUUAAGAAUCGUCGAGCAAAGCACAGGCGGCUACAGCAUGGAUUUGGCCACGCCCAUUCUUCUACCGAAACCCACACAGGGGAAACCUCCCAAAAUGCGGGCAAGAAACACAGGGUACCCGUAAAGGGCAAGAGCAGCGAACGGGAUAAAGAAGAAACUCGUCAGGAAAACAAAGACAAGAACAAUGUCAAAACAAGACCGAUGAACCCCCAAGAAUCUAAUCCUCCUGUGUUCCAGCGUGUUCCACUUAGGGCGCAUCACAGCUAUGACAUCACAGGUCAUGACGUCAUCACAGCGGCCCCAGGCCUGACCCUUCAUCUUGGCCCAAUUAUUUACCCCUUUGGUUACUAUGGUAACAUAAACUAUAGAGACUAUGGUAUACCGAGCUGGAAUAUAUAUAAAUGUUGAUUGAGAUUUUAAAAGGUUGAAAUUUUGUUUGAAGCGCAGUAUACCCUAAAUCACUGCGUUUUCUGGGUACAAGCUAGUGUGAAAAAUGUAAACAAUAAACAGCUACAACUGCUAUGAUUUUUUUUUAAGUCUCGAGAAAAGCCCGACAAUGCCUUCAGAGCGCCGAGCGCUUACCGACAAUCGCCGAAAAACGAGCGCUUGCCGAGCGCUCGCCGAACAAUCAAAUAAGCACUGAUGGGAACUGAUUGAAGAAAUAAAAAAAGACGAACACACACGACGCACCUUGCGCCACAACGGCUUGACUUUCUGAGCUUUGUGUUGUUUAUCGUUUUGGAUUUAAGAACUCCGAGGCAGUCAGGUUUAUAGUCAAGGAUAGGUGACGUAAUCUAAAGCUUCAUUUUCAUUCAUCCUUCCUGUGAAAGAAUAGAUGCGUGAAAAACAUUUUUAUAGCAAGAAACGUCUCAUAUGUUAAUAAAAAUCUAUUCAAACA